Molecule: messenger RNA, 1299 nt
Organism: Umbelopsis ramanniana AG
Lineage: Eukaryota; Fungi; Mucoromycota; Umbelopsidomycetes; Umbelopsidales; Umbelopsidaceae
Exons: 7
Coding region: 40-1038 (332 amino acids)
Biological process (GO): peptidyl-arginine methylation
Cellular component (GO): nucleus
Molecular function (GO): protein-arginine N-methyltransferase activity
Source: RefSeq, a predicted model, not a curated record
GGUGGCUGGUACUUGCUUCUUAUCGAACCCGUCAAUACUAUGGCCACUGAAGAAGAGAAGUUGACAAGCAAAGACUACUACUUUGACUCCUAUGCCCACUUCGGCAUUCACGAGGAAAUGUUGAAGGAUGAGGUGCGAACUUUGUCGUACCGGGCAUCUAUCUAUCAGAACAAGCACUUGUUCAAGGACAAGAUUGUUCUCGAUGUUGGCUGUGGUACUGGUAUCUUGUCCAUGUUUGCUGCCAAGUCUGGUGCCAAGCAUGUCUAUGGUAUUGACAUGUCCAAUAUCAUUAUCCAAGCUCGCCAAAUCGUCGAUGAUAACGGUUUGACCGACAAGAUCACCUUGAUCCAAGGAAAGAUGGAGGAAGUUCAAUUGCCUGUUCCUCAAGUUGACAUCAUUAUCUCCGAAUGGAUGGGUUACUUCUUGUUGUACGAAUCCAUGUUGGAUACUGUCUUGGUUGCUCGUGACAAGUACUUGGCUCCAGGCGGUAUGAUCUUCCCUGACAAGGCCACCAUGUACAUUGCUGCUAUUGAGGAUGGUGAUUAUAAGGAUGAAAAGAUCGGAUACUGGGACAAUGUUUAUGGAUUCGAUUACUCUUCUAUCAAGAACCUUGCCAUCAAGGAACCCCUGGUCGACACUGUUGAUGUCAAGACUGUUGUUACCAGUCCUUAUCCCUUCAAGGAAAUCGACAUUCUUACUGUUACCAAAGAGGAUUUGACUUUCACCAGCGACUUCAAGCUCACUGCUGCUCGUGACGAUUAUAUCCAUGCCUUCAUUGCUUGGUUCGACAUUGCUUUCACCGCUUGCCAUAAGCCUGUACGAUUCUCCACCGGCCCUCACGCCAAGUACACUCACUGGAAGCAGACUGUUUUCUACACACCCGAGACUGUCACUAUCAAGGCUGGCGAAGAGAUUAGUGGAACUGUUCGCUGCGCCCCUAACAAGAGCAACCCUCGCGAUUUGGAUAUCGACAUAGACUACCGAUUCCAAGGUGUUAAUGGAGAGUGUGAGGAACACUGCGACUUCAAAAUGUGCUAGAAUACCAAAAGACAAGACGACAUUGUUUCUUCUUUUCAGUUUUUGUACUUGCCCCUCCCUAACCAUCUUCUGUUACCAACAUGUAUCCCUUCCUUACACACCUUGUCUUUCAUUAUUUUUUUUUCUCUUCUCAUGCAAAAAUCACCCGGUCCAUUUGACAGACACAUUUAGAAACUACCAGCUUUUGUUUUUUCUUUUUUCAAAUGUAUUUACAUAAAUUACAUAUCGUUUGAGGAAAACAGAAAGGAAAAAGCAGAACAA